AUACAACAGAAUGCCUGACACUCUUAGUCUUAGCCACUGCGCGACAGUGUGGGCUUCCUUAUUUUAACCUCAAUUCCCUUAAAAUGAUUGUAAAACUCACAGAUUGGUCUCCAAGAAUUCUGGCAUACCAAAAUGGGAUUUCACCAUUGACUCCUAUAUAAAUUUUAAAGUAACUCAAAAUCAAAGCUUCAUAUUAAAUGUUAAACUGUUUUAUUGCCAAAAACUUCACAAAGACUAAUUUCUUUCUUGGUUUAACAGUCCAUCCAUGAGGUCAGGAGAUGUUACUCCUGUAGACUUUUCAUCAGAUGGCAGUCCUGUGUCCACCCCAGGUAAUUCUCCUUAUGGAAGUGUCAACGACCUGUCCAAGAUUGAUGACAGUCAGAAUGGGAACAAGAAGGCUGUUACAGGUCAAAGUGACAAUCCUAGUGGUCCUCUUCUUCAGCUUCCUGGUCAAAGUGAUUCAUACAAACACUAUGGAAGUAACAGGAAAAACAACGAAGACAAGGACAAAGACUUGCAUGAUGUUAAAAUCUCUGAAACAAGUACCGAUAUAGAUCGUGUCACCUUACAGAAAGAGUAUGGUAUAGGACUUGGUGUGUCACUCCUUCGGAGGGACACUAACGGAUUCAGUCACAUUUACAUCCAGGACAUUGCUCAGGGAUCAGUGGCAGAUAAGGAUGGGCAGCUUAGGAAAGGAGAUAUGAUUGUGAAGGCAGGGGGGCGGUCACUACAGGACAUCACCUUGCUGGAUGCAUACCAGGUGUUUCGUACCCUCCUAGCUGGACCAGUCACACUGUUGAUUAGACGUGGCAUCAAAUUCAAGCCUAGAACAAUCCACCUUUCCCCCAACGCUGCUGGCCAACUCAUCACCAACUAUGAAAAGGAGCAAGGUCUCGAUAUGCUAACAGAGGAGGCCAGAUGUCAACCAUGUUAUCUACCAUCAGAGGGUACUAUUUGCCAGCCAUGUUAUCUACCAUCAGAGGGUACUAUUUGUCAGCCAUGCAAACCACCAUCAGAGGGUACUAUUUGCCAGCCAUGUAAUAUACCAUCAGAGGGUACUAUUUGUCACCCAUGCAAACCACCAUCAGAGGGUACUAUUUGUCAGCCAUGCAAACCAUCAUAUGAGGGCAGCGGUUGUCGGAGUGGGACAUUAAAAGCUUCAUUGAACUGUGCCAUUUGUGAGCCACUUAAUUUACAAUCAGAAGGCCCUUGUUGUCAGACUUUAAAUCUACCACUGGAAAGUGUAUCUGGACAGCCAUCAAAUCCACCUAUUUGUCAGCCAUAUGGUCUGAUGCCUGCUCAACUUAUUACUGACGGUUUGUCUCUAGAGCAGUCACUUAAUGAGGAUGAUUUUCUUGUAUGAUUGUAGAUGGCUUUCAGAAUAUCAUUCUUCUGCCUCACUUAUGAUUGGAAUACUGUGAAGGAGGUCAAUAUGGGAAUCUUGUACAAAGACGUUAUAAUGUUAGAUCAAGAUUACUUGAGUAUUGAAAUGUGACUAUGAAAGAUCUAUUCCAGGGUGAUUUUUGAUGUUCUGCUCCUUAGAGACAUUUUCCUGAAGAGUUCCACACUAAUUUAGCUACCAUAUAUCCUUAAAUACAUUACACUGACCAAUAUGAAUUAAAGAUUGAGAAUGUAAAGAUGCAUGAAAAAUCAUAAUUUUGGACAACAAUAAUUGUGUUAUAGAAUGAUUUGUUGUUUUAAUUGUCAUGUCUACAUUUGUGAGAAUAAAAUAUGUU
Mizuhopecten yessoensis (Yesso scallop) is the source of this 1736-nucleotide messenger RNA. RefSeq lists its product as uncharacterized. The record is from RefSeq and is a predicted model, not a curated record. Gene Ontology annotation, molecular function: protein binding. NCBI's taxonomy places the organism in Eukaryota, Metazoa, Mollusca, Bivalvia, Pectinida, Pectinidae. The coding region runs from base 266 to 1363 and encodes 365 amino acids. The transcript is spliced from 4 exons.